AUCAACAGUUUUGCGCGCGCCACGGUCCAUCUCACCCCUCAGUCAUUCCCAGUCCAACGUACUGAACGUACGUCACUUGCCCACCUCACCCGAUGUAUAUAGCACCGAUAUCCUAUACGAAAUUCAAAUUUUAGAACGCGGAAAAAUAUUUGAAUUUGGAACGCGAUACUACUCGUAAACGAACUCGUUCCAAUUAGGAAUAAAAACUUGACGCUAUAAUAAUUUUAAGUAUUUUUUUUUAAUUUUAGUACAUAGUUUUUUUUAUCUGUGAUAAAAGUGUUGUGUUUUUUUUAAAGCGUGGACUUAUGAUGUGGUACUCUAAUGAUGCGGGGUAGAUAUGGGCAUGACAGUACGGGUGUAUGAGGUAAUGAUGAUGGUGAAAUGAUUACCAAGGACUCGAGACGCCACUGAUCGCGUAGCGGCCAGGAGGACGAGCGACAGGGUGCUACGAUGAACGCGUCGCGAACACUCGGGUUCAAUGACUCCAGCAAUGAAGUCACAUACCCGCCCAGCGAGUGGUUCGGCGACAACUGCUCGUGGGUGGACGCGGUGUCGUGGGGCUGCAACGGCUCGCUCAACGCCACGCAGCCGCUCAACGCGACCGCCACCGACGUCACGUCGCUCGUCCUCAUGGCGGUCACGUCCGUUGUCCUCGCGCUCAUCAUCUUGGCUACUAUUGUCGGCAAUGUGUUCGUGAUAGCAGCGAUCAUAAUCGAGAGGAACCUGCAGAACGUCGCCAACUACCUGGUCGCGUCGCUGGCGGUCGCCGACCUCAUGGUCGCCUGUCUCGUGAUGCCUCUCGGAGCUGUCUAUGAGGUCAGUCAAGGAUGGAUUCUGGGCCCCGAGCUUUGUGAUAUGUGGACUUCCAGUGACGUACUCUGCAGUUCCGCUUCUAUUCUUCAUCUUGUUGCUAUUGCUACUGAUAGGUAUUGGGCUGUGACAAACGUCGACUACAUUCACAUAAGAAACGAGAAGAGAAUUUUCACAAUGAUCGUCCUCGUAUGGACGGCUGCGCUCGUGGUCUCGCUAGCCCCGCAGUUGGGCUGGAAGGACCCCGACUACCUGGCGAGGAUAACCCAGCAACAGAAGUGCCUCGUUAGUCAAGACCUAGCGUACCAGAUCUUCGCCACAUGCUCCACCUUCUACGUUCCCCUAGCUGUCAUACUUAUCCUGUAUUGGAAGAUAUUCCAAACGGCACGGAGACGUAUAAGGAGAAGAAGAGAUCCGCCUCCUCCAAGACCGACGUCAGCUGACGGCGCUCCACCUUCAGGACGACCGGUACAAUCGGCAAGGGAUAGACGAUUCGUAAAGAAACGAUUCCUGAAUUUGAAGAAAUGCAAUCAACGAACUCGGGCUGAAAAGCUAGCAGCAGCGCUUUUGCUUACCGAGGGUCAGAGUACAUCGACAGUAGACACCCUUGAUGAAGAACCUCGCACAACAGCAUUCACUAUCAACGAAAAGGUGGUUCCAUCAGUGUCCCCGGAGAAGUCUUCCUCGACUGUCACUAAUGGAUCGAAACAGGAGCGAGCUAUCGCACCAGGUCCCUCUCAGAGGGAGAAGAAAGAGACCCUCGAAGCGAAGAGGGAGAGGAAAGCGGCGAAAACACUCGCCAUAAUCACUGGAGCAUUCGUGUUUUGUUGGCUGCCAUUUUUCAUAAUGGCUUUAGUGAUGCCGAUCUGUCAGACUUGUGUGAUCAGCGACUACCUCGCAAGCUUCUUCCUCUGGCUCGGCUAUUUCAACUCGACCCUCAACCCUGUUAUCUACACGAUAUUUAGUCCCGAUUUUCGCCAAGCAUUCGCUCGGAUCCUCUUCGGCACGCACCGGCGUGGCCGUAACAAAAAGUUCUAACGAAAAUGUCACUACUUUAUAAUAUAUUUACAUAUUUAAUUGUGCUGCAACAGUAUGGACUAGAGUGAGGAAACUUCUCGGUUUUGAUCCUGAAUUGACAUCUAUUCUAUCAAAUAUUAGGCUAGGGGUGACGUGAAAUCAAAGAUACCUUGUCUUUUCAUAGCCUAUAAAUCAUCAUGCAGGUAACAUUUGACAGCUGCCAGAGUAACUGUCAUGAACUGUGGCAUCGAGCUCUUCGAAAUGGACUUUAAAUAUUUUAUCCUCUACUUGUAUCAUAUUUCGGCUUUAUGUAUGUUAUACAUACUUCGACAUCUGUAGUUAGUGUAAAUAUAAGUUAGUCAAAGUUGUAAAUAAUAUAAAGAUAUAUGAUAAUAUAUGCGAUAGCAAUGUUGGGAAUUGUUUUUUAUAGUUUAUGUAGCCGCGGCGACGUCGUUCGCGAGUCCCAGGCGACGCCGCCGCCGCUUGCGUUGUUUCCAGUGACAUUACGAAAUAAAUAUUCAAAUUAUAUCACA
This is a messenger RNA of Maniola jurtina (meadow brown), 2360 nucleotides long. RefSeq names its product 5-hydroxytryptamine receptor. NCBI's taxonomy places the organism in Eukaryota, Metazoa, Arthropoda, Insecta, Lepidoptera, Nymphalidae. Gene Ontology annotation, biological process: adenylate cyclase-activating adrenergic receptor signaling pathway. The transcript has 6 exons. The record is from RefSeq and is a predicted model, not a curated record. The coding region runs from base 451 to 1848 and encodes 465 amino acids. Gene Ontology annotation, cellular component: membrane. Gene Ontology annotation, molecular function: G protein-coupled receptor activity.